UCAUUGAUAUGUCGCCUUCCUCAAUCUGAAAAAGGUUAAAAGCUACAAUCUAACAUUGGUUUUGUUUUUCUUCUAAUAUCUGGAUCCUCCGUCCUUCCCCACCAAGGCAAAAUGUCACAACUUUCAUUAAUCCCACCACGUGAUCACCUGGCUCCUCCACCGACAGCAGCAGCACCUACUCCUCUUCCUCCUCAUCUCCGUCAACAGUGCUGCCCCUGUCUCUGCCGCCACCACCAAUUACAAAAGAUUCAAAUAAGCUCCACAGUUUUACAACUCUCCAAACUGCCCUUCCAUUGGCACAGACGAUAUGUGUUCUGUUCAUGUAGCCAUGACCUUAGAUGCUGCCUACUUACGUGGCUCAAUGGCCGCCAUUUUAUCCAUCCUGCAACACACUUCUUGCCCUCAAAACGUCAUCUUCCACUUCAUUGCUUCCGCCACCACCGCACGAUCUCCCGCUCUUUUCCUUCCCACUUGUUCCAAAUCUACCUAUACGACUCAAAAGAAGUGUCGGGCCACAUUUCCACUUCCAUCCGCUCGGCGCUCGACUGCCCUCUUAACUACGCUCGCAUCUACCUCCCCAACCUCCUCCCUAUUUGCCUUCGCCGAGUAGUUUACUUAGACUCCGACCUCGUCCUCGUCGAUGACAUAACUAAACUCGCCGUGACACCGCUCGGAGACAACUCGGCUUUAGCGGCGCCCAAGUAUUGUUGAAAAGUCAACAAUGUAAGGCACCGAAAGU
Messenger RNA from Hibiscus syriacus, 739 nucleotides. RefSeq names its product probable galacturonosyltransferase-like 2. The coding region runs from base 112 to 711 and encodes 199 amino acids. NCBI's taxonomy places the organism in Eukaryota, Viridiplantae, Streptophyta, Magnoliopsida, Malvales, Malvaceae. The transcript has a single exon. Gene Ontology annotation, molecular function: glycosyltransferase activity. Gene Ontology annotation, cellular component: Golgi apparatus. The record is from RefSeq and is a predicted model, not a curated record.